AUAACGGCAGGUAGCUUCACAAGUACGCAACCCAGCUUUCCAGUUGUUGAAUCGUUGUGAGGUAAUCUUGGCAGCAAAAGGGAAGAAUAAUAUUUGCUUGGCAAUUUUUCAAAUGACAAAUCCAAAUUCCUUAUUCUAUUCGAUGACACAUUCUUCACAUUGAUAGAGAAGAAUCAAAUCUGCUGACACUUUGCAACUUCAGAACAGGAAAUUAAGCUUUUCUCUAGAAUAUGUAUAUGGGAAGUGAUCAAAGUGAAUGUUUGUGAAAGUAGAUUUGCAUUUUUAAAUCAUAAAACCAUUAAAAUAAAAAGGUCUAAUCAGGAAAAAUGAAAAAGAAAGUAGUAACCCACCAAAGUUGAAUUCUUAGAGCAUCUGCCAAAUGUAAAUUUGUAAUCGAAAUUCUCAGGAAACCAACCAGUUGAUUACAUAGAAUAUCAGUCCUUCCAGUUUUAAUUAAUUUUUAUAAAAAAUCAAAUAAAUAGAAUAUUGUAUUUAUAUAUUGUUAUGAUACAGAAUUAACUGCAAAUGAACUGCUUGAUUUUAUUGAUUCUAUAACUCUCCUUUUUAUACACAGUUCAGGAACAGUUGACAGAAGCGGGAGAGUUAUUGAUUCUAUAACUCUCCUUUUUAUAUUCUCCUUUUUAGCACUAGAUCCAGCCAUUUCAAAGGUGGUGACCGUUGCAAAAUUCAAAGGGGGUGGUGCAUUCAAUGUUAUUCCAGAUUCUGUUACAAGGUGGCACCUUCUGAGCUUUUUCGAAAGAAAGCGUUAUGCAACUUAGGCAGCGUAUAGAGGAGGUCAUCAAAAUGCAAGCUUCUGUACAGAGGUGUACAGCAUCGGUUGAUUUCCUUGAGAAUGAGAAACCCUUUUUCCCUCCUACCGUAAACAAUGAACAGUUUCACGAGCACUUCAAAAUCGUUGCCGGAGGUUUGCUUGGCACUGAUAGAGUUAACGAUAUGCCACCAUUGAUGGAAUCUAAGAAUUUUGCAUUUUAUCAAGAGCUCAUUCCUGGAUACUUCUUCUUUAUCGGAAUGCAGAAUAAGACGCAUAAACAGCUUCAAUCUCCACACUCACACCUGUUUGAAAUCAACGAAGAUGUCCUUCCACAUGGUGCUGUACUUUAUGCAUCGUUGGCUGCUAAGUAUCUUGUUGAAUUCCUACCAGACGUUCCUUUGCCGGAUGGAAAACAUCAUGACGAGCUGUGAGUUGUUUCUUGACCGACUACACAGUUGAUAUAAACUUCUUGGUGACUUGAAAACUUUUAGCAUUUUUGAGGUCCGUAUUAUGAUUCUGCUUCUGGUGUAUAUAUGACUUGUUCAAGUUUUGAAUUUCUUUUUUGUCAAGUGCUGGUAACUGGUCAACCAUUAUCAGAAUAUUAAGUUCUUGCCUAAUCAGAAGGGCUUUUUGAA
Manihot esculenta (cassava) is the source of this 1407-nucleotide messenger RNA. RefSeq names its product IAA-amino acid hydrolase ILR1-like 4. NCBI's taxonomy places the organism in Eukaryota, Viridiplantae, Streptophyta, Magnoliopsida, Malpighiales, Euphorbiaceae. Gene Ontology annotation, cellular component: endoplasmic reticulum. Gene Ontology annotation, biological process: auxin metabolic process. Gene Ontology annotation, molecular function: IAA-Ala conjugate hydrolase activity. The transcript is spliced from 3 exons. The record is from RefSeq and is a predicted model, not a curated record. The coding region runs from base 769 to 1203 and encodes 144 amino acids.